This is a messenger RNA of Xyrichtys novacula (pearly razorfish), 40263 nucleotides long. The record is from the annotation of a GenBank genome assembly. NCBI's taxonomy places the organism in Eukaryota, Metazoa, Chordata, Actinopteri, Labriformes, Labridae.
AGCAUCCCGUCUCUCUCUCUCUCUCUAUCCUUUCUCUCACACUUCUCUUUCUCCACCUCGGUCCCCGGACUCACAGCAGUCCUCCUCCUCUUUCCGCCGCCUCUGACAGGAAGAUGGUACCGCGCACUGAGCGAACCGCACGCGGACCCCGGGCAGCACUGAUUGACUCGCUGCUGGACUUUUAAACUCAUUAUGCCCUGUUACGCCAGGUUCAUGCUCCUGCUCCUGUGUCUGGUCCUGAUCGGGGAGUGCAGGAAACACAGAAGUAGGAAAAAGCGCUGGUCCGCGCCGGCUGAGACGCACAAACCGGGGACGUAAGUACCAAAAAAAUCGGCUAUUAUUUGCAUUUCUUUGAUUCUAUCUUGAUUUAUUUUAUCAUGCUUAAAAAGAGGUGAGAAGAGUGAGUCAUCAGAGGUGAAAUAUCCUACAAGAGAGCUCAAUGAGAUGCAUCCAAUCGUUCCUCCAUGAGCUCACAUUUACGCACAACUCACAAGCUCUCCAAGGGUUAUCUCCUCUUUAUUUUCAAGAAUAUCCAAAAUAACAUUAUUUCCACCCAACAUGUGAAAGCUCCAAACCUUUUUCCAUCAUAAUCCAGUCUUCACCAGUCACUGUUUGCUCUGUUUUGUCCUUUUCAUCGUUAAUUAGUUAGGAGAUAAACCAUGCAGUGCGCAGUGAUCCAGCGUCCUUGGGAAAACUUGUGUUUGUGUUUACAAGGGAGGAGAAAAUCCUCCCCUGCAGAUACAGCAUGAAGGAUGUUACUUCAGGUGAAUUCUUCAUAGACUCCACACAGAGAUGCUGAUUCUCUGCUUUAAUCCUGAUGUGUGGCUGUUUUUCUUGGCUGACAGUCACACUCCAAACAGGAUCAAACUCAGUGGCAGCUUCUGUUUUGACACAAAGUGAAAGGAUUCAAUCAGCUGGGAAACAAAAAAAAAUACUGGAUUCUUGCUUAGCUGGCCAUCUUUUGAAAAAGCUGCAAAAAUGCUUAUCUUUCAAUGAAUAUUUUCUCUCAAAUCUGAGCUUUCUUCCUGGAAAUCAGCAUUUAUCUUUUUCAGAUUGCAUCUUUAAUCCAAGCAAACUCAAAGAUAGUUGACUUACUGUGAAAGAAGAGCAAAAGAAGCUGCACAUAUUUUUUUUUGAGGAGCAAAGACAGAAGAUCCAUGACUGCUCUGAGGCAAUUCAGCCAAAGUCUGCGGAUUAGCUCACUUUAUUUGAGGGGUUUAGAAAUUAAUCUGAGCAUGAUCUUAUUUUCCCUGCUGCUUGAACAAUCAACUUAUUGUUGGGUUAAUCUGCAGAAGAUCUGUCACCUUUAAUUAAAAUCACAGAGGUGGAAAAAAUCAUCCAACCUGUUCACUGACACCUGCUUGGCUUGGCUGCUAUUUGGAUGAGCAAAAGCUAAACACAGAAGACAGUAAAAACCUAAUUAAAUUUCACACAAAGACAUCAGCGAGAAGAGGUUUUCAUGUUUUUUCAACCCAGUGACAGAAGCUCUCCUAUCUGCUCCCCACUCACAAUUUGAGGACUUCUCAUCUGCAGCUGAAAAUAGCCCUGAAGAAACAUACAAUUUUCUCAAGAUGGAUGAAAACUAGAGCCUUAAACACCCGAAAUAAGAUUUUUAUCAGUGUUAUUUCAAGAAAUACAUGUCGUACGGGAAAGGCACGGACUGUGCAGGCGAGAGCAGCCCUGAAUCUUUGAGGAAAGCUGCGUUGACAUGGAUGAUUCUGCGUCUCGUGAUUUGCAUGCGCUGCAAAUAAACUUGUGGAGCCAGAGCUGAGGGUAUUGCGGGCUUUAUGGCACAGUGAAAAGAUAAUAAAAAGAGAAUAGGCUGUGACAGCAACGUCAAGAAGUUUGCAUUAUUUAAUUCUCACAGUAUGAUGAGAUCCUGGUGAUAAAACAGUGCCUUGUGGUGUCCCUAAAGAGUCUGAUUGUUCAUUUCAAGGUAAUUUUACAGUCUUGAAGAGAACAUCCCAAUCAAGAUCAACAUUACAAUGUAAAGAUGUUGUUUUGCAGACAGUAAUUUAGACAGUAUGGUGUUUUUGGUGUUACGUUGUUGGGGUUUUUUUGCACAGGCAGCGCCAACGACCAAGAGUACCUAGUAAGGACCUCAGUGAGUGCCUGUACAGCCAGGCCUCCACAAACUUGUGCUGUUGGAAGUGUUAGACCUCUGCUUAGAUCUUAGUAGUUGUUAGAUCAAAGCUAAUGCUCCUCAUUAAGUCUUUUGCAUAUUUACCAGUUUACAAGUUAACAAACUUUUCAGAGUUUGACAUUUAAACUUGAAGAUUUUUGAGUCUUUGGGCUUCAAACACGCACAGUUAGGCCUCCAUUGGCACAUCAUCAGGGGGAAGUUUACUAAGAGAUCUCACAAGCUCACAGUUCGUUCUUCCUCAUGCUGUUUUUACAAACUUUAACGAGUUAGUAGACUCACUUUGAAAUCAUAAAUUGCAAAGUUUAGAAUCAAUUUUCUGUUUAUUUAGUGUUCCCCACUGUUCCUGUUCCCCUGUAGUCUCGUCUUGUUAGUUUUCAGUUUGUGUCUGACCCCGGUUCCCUCAUUUUCUCAGUGUUUUAUUCUCUAUUAUCAGUUUUCAGCGUUUCCUGUUUUAUUUUGUAGAAGUUUAUUCCCAGUGCUUCCAGUCUUGUUUUACUUCCUCAGUUUUCCCUCCUCUGUGAUUGUCUGCACCUGUGUCUCAGUGUCUCACCUGCCUCUCGUUGCUCGUUUCCCUGUAUGUGUGUAUAUAUAGUUCUUGUCUUCCCCUGUUUCUUUGUUGGUUCAAUGUCUUCAUUGUAGACAAUAUGUUAAAGUCAGUGUCCCCAGUUUCUCCUGGUGUUUUUUUUUUCUCCCAGUGUCUUUUGUUGGAUUUUGGAUUUUUUUUGGUUCUUUUGGAUUUUGCCUCUUGUGUUUUCUGCCUUUGGGAUUUCUUUUGGUUGGACUAUUUAGAAAGUAAGUUUUUGUUGCUUCUUAUUUAGUUGUUUUUAAAUAAAUCCCUUUUUUGUUCUGCCCUUCCCUUUUUGUUUUACUCGGAUUCUUGAAACAAUUUAUGAAUUUUAUAUGAAGAAUUUUGUGAUCACAGAUCUUGUGAGUUGGCUAAUAUCAAGUUUCCUCAAUAGUUCUUUAAAGUUCACAUGUUCUUUGACAGCAAAUUGUUGCAGUAAUCUGAAGUUCCCCAAGCACACUUCUGUCUGCCGUGUUAAGAUUAUAAAACGUAAUUGGGAAUCCUACCAUUCUUUUAUAAACAAAAAACUCAACAUGAAAAGGCAUUUUUAGACAAUUAGGAACGUCUUCAACUUUGCAUCACAACAUUAUCAUAAAACCACUCCCACUUUUUAAGUGGCUCUACUUCUUGCUAUGCUAGUGUGUUUUUGCUUUGUUGUUGCACAAAAAUUUGGCAAACACACAAUAAAAGUUGAAAUAACACUUUAAAAGUGGCCACCUCCGAUUCAGGGUCAGAUUCUGGAUCUUAUAUUAAAUAUUCUGGUACAGGUUCUCCUGGUGCGCUCGCCAAGAUUGUACUGGUCUUUUUCCCACCUCUGCAUUGGUUCUCACUGAUUCUCAGACAAAUUCAGGCAGCCAAUCAAAGCGGUUACACAUUAGCAUGGCGUCACUGCCCACUCAGAUCUCUGCAUUAGUAAUAAGGUUUACUACUGAUUUUAAAAUUUGAUUCAAAGACGACUUGGUCGUGUUGUUAACAGCUAGAACGCCAUUAUUUGAGAGCAUUAAAUCUUUAUUUUAUUCCAUGACAACAAAUACUUUGAACGCUGAUUCUGACUGCAUAAAUUCAUGGUGUCAUGUCCAAUCAUAAGCAGAUUGUUAAAUAAAAACUUCCUUUCUAAUACAGUCUGUUCUUUUCCUGAGAAGUAUUUUAGACUUUUAACUUCUAAUAUAUAACUUUUAUGCAACAAAUAUUGAAUUCUGAAGUUUUGGAAAAGUUUUAAAUCAUCCACCAUCAGCACUCUUAACUAGGCAGCAUUAAUACAUAUUUUGGGGUGCUGUAAAACUACGCCUACCAGGAGCAUUGAAAUGGUGACCCUCGUGUGCAUUUUUACUGGAAAAUUUGAGAAUUUGGCAGAAGCAACACCUCCACACCAAAUUGACUAAUCUGAGACACAUCCGCCAACAGUUCCUUAAAUGAGAGGUCAAAACUUUGGGUGCUCAAAGUGCCUUAAGUUGAGAAAAAAAGCAAAUGUUUCAGAGAGUAUUUAAAGUAAAUGGAGUAUUAUCACCGUGAUCAGCGGACAGAUCUGUGGUCGUAUUUUUAACCUUUCCUCCGUCUUUUUCCUGUCCUCAGUCCUCUCUCCAAGAAAGUCGCAGAUGGAACUAAAACCAGAAAGCUGAAGACGAGCCACCUCCUUCGCAUCGACGAGCACGACUUCACAAUGAGGCCCGCCUUCGCAGGUACAACCCGAGAGCUCUGUGUGUGUGUGUGUGUGUGUGUGUGUGUGCGUGCGUGUGAGUGAAGAGGUCUGAAUUCUGAGUGAUGAGACACACCCACAGGAUUAGUUUCAGUUCACCCUUUGUUGAACCCGCGCAUGAAGUGAAUGUUGAUAGCAUGCUGAUUGAUGGAGCACAAACAGGUUUAUUUAUCCAACCUGUCUGCUCUCACACUCCACUAACAAACCUGAAACAGACAGAGACAGGAGACAUUUGGUGAGAGCUGGAGAAAAACCAAAGAAACAGAGAAAUCAUCGGACUGUAAAACACGUCAUCUCAUAUCAUCUGCAGUGAUCCAAUCUUUGAUCCCGGGUCGGUUUUAUCUCCCUGCACUGGUGCUGAACAAGCAUGUGUUAGGCUGGAGCCAAGAGACCCACCAAAAAAAAGAAACGAAUUUGGGUAUUUCUAAACCUGGACCUGUAUCUGAUAUUUUCUGGGGUGUGAAGGGACAAAAGUUUGGGAGCUGCUCCAGGAGAUUUCUUCAGCCUGCGGCAGUAAAACAGGCUGCAAUGGCUGCUGGGUAAUCCUGAGGGAAAAAUACCCCUAAUCAAAGUCUGUCCACUAAAUUUUACUUUGUUUCUCAUCAACAGGCUCAAGACAGUUUCUUUUAGGCUUUCUUAAUUGGGGCACUGACUCAGGCAUGAGUCGCAUAACACUCUCUCAGGAGUGUGAUUUAUUUACCAUUACUACUGCCUCUAAUUAUGUUUACUUUGACUUUUAACACCAAAAUAUCAGACUGAUGUUAUGUUUCUAUGUUUAUUUUGGACUUAAGGGCACUGUGAGAAGUUUUUAACUGGUGGGAAAUAGCACUCAAGGUUUUUAUAACGAUCUUCUGAGUUUGUUUUUGUGCAUGUGUUUUUCUAUUCGCAUCUUCAUAGGGUCCCUGCCCACUCAGGUCUUCGCAUGAAUAAUGAGGUUAGACACUGAGAGGAUGUAGAGCACCCACAAGUGCAGAAUUAGAUUUUUUUUUUUAGCUGAAUCUUGCUUUAAAGACGACUAGGACAUGGCAUAAACAGCUAAAAUGCAUGUUCGAAAAGUGGGUUCUCCUGGUGCACUCGCCAAAUUUGUCAAAGGAGAGUUUCCACCUCUGAUCACAAGGAUAUUUACAGCUAAGAUACCAUCCUAUGAGAGCUUCAGUAGUGCUGCUGCAAAGUGGGGAAAAGGGAUAUUUGCAGUUUGAAUGUUUUCCUACUUUUUGGACUGUUUUUGGGCAACUCCUAAAUAUCUUACACAACGGACUCUUAAACGCAACAGGCGGUUAUAGAUUUGGUAUUUUAAGGUGGCUUGUUUGAUUCGUCGCAAUGACUUAUGCACUGUUAGGUUUCUGGGGGCUGUCAAAACAGUAUACUAUGAUAGCAGCACAGUGAAGGUUUUUUGUGUGUGUAACUCCUGUAGUGAAAAUGAGAGGCCAGCAAAGUGUCCUUUCUCUGCGUCCACCCUUCUCCACAGGGGGGCUGCAGGCACUGUGCUUUAGCUAUAGUCUGGUCCUCUGCUUGUUUUGUGCCACCAGGCAUGACCUGCUUUGAAGAACUUGAAGCAUGGUGGCGGCCUCUGUACUUCUCCUCUUACCUAACUCUUCUCCUCACCAAAAUCUGUGUGAAUUUUCAGCGAAUUUGUGGUGUGCUCUGUGCAGACAAGAAUAAUAAACCGUCAGUCAGCAAUUCAAGUUUUAAGCCCAGUGCUCCAUCACUGAUGUUUUCAUAUUGAUGGAUUUCAUGUGAUGCCACACUGCAAUUGCUGUUCUAUCUUUUAGACCAACCGAGUUGCUGUGAAUGAUGUAGCAAUCGCACCAUCUAAUAGGAAAAAAAAACAAGCAAGAUUUCAAGAUUGAGAUUGUGUUUAUUUUGUGGGUAGCCUGUAUAUUAUUUUGAUGAGGAUGAUCAGAAUGUCAGACAGCCUCCGGAGCUUGUGUGAGGACUGUGGAGCAUUUUGAAAAGUUAAACUUGAGUAAUGAUUUCAUUAAAAACUCAAUGUCAAAUCUGUCAGUAUCAGCUCCACGCUGCCACGGGAAACAAAUGACUUUAUUCUCAAAUGAUUAAUUUUCUGUAGCCAUUAUAAUAUCCUUCACCAAAGAUGUGGGCUGCGAAGCAAAAACAGACCAGGCUGGUCUGGUUACACUUAUGUGUAUAUCUUGCAUUGAGUCAUAAGGACCGUCCCAUCCUCCUGCUAUAACACCGGGGCUGUGUUCAGGUUACAUGCUCCACCUGCAACUAACAGAGAUUUAUAAGCCAGAUACAGCAUAAAGGCAGGGUAGGGGAGAGUGGGGUAAGAUGAGACAUUUUUCAUAUUUCAGAUCACUACAUCAAGGCGAUCAUAGUUUUGUCUAAUAAACUAAUUUAAAAUGAUCUUUUUUGGUCUGAACACAAUUCUAAUCAAACUUAUGACAGACUAAAUUCACUUUACAGAGUGAAAAAGGUUUUUUUUUUUUUUUAAAUAAAUGUCUAACCCCUUCACCCAUGUGCCUCUAACCUUCACAGACUCCAUGAAUUGAUGCCCAUCUCCUAAAUAUUUGGUCACAUGAUCAAUUUCUUUGACCAUUUACAAGCAACAUGGGGCUGGCUUAACUUACCCCACUCUCCCCUACAGGGUUGUUUCAAUGGAUUCAGUCACUAUCCAGCAGGUCUCAUUGAGGACGGGGUCUAGUUUACUUGUGUGGCUAGAUGGGCAGGCUUAUUCGGUGGUGGAGAAGCACAGGGUUAGUGCUGUUGUACGCAGCGUACUUGGGUGAGCUUCCCACCUUGAGUUGGUGAAUUGUUGCACAAAUUUGGGUCUUUGCAGGGUCAGAGUGCAGGUGGUUUUCUAGAUAGUACAUUGACAUAUCAAAAGUCCAUGUUCUAGGAAGGUCUGCCGCUGCGUUGCCAUGGCUAGGUCACCUGCAUAAGUGAACCUGUUGCAUCCUUCUGGAUCAUUAAUACAGUCAUGAAUCAUAAUCAUUACUACAGGUAGAUCAGCAACUCCCUGCUAUUGUGAAGUGAAAUGAUCAUUUUCCUCAGCAGUCUUUGAAAACAGUGAUAAAAUGAUGGUUUCUGUCUCUGCAGAAGAUCCUUUCUGUUUUUUGUAAAGUUGUUAAACACAGAAUUGCAAUCUGUCAGGGAGCUUCGAAUGAACACACUUCCAUCAGGAAUAUUUGCCUUAAAGGAUUUUGUUGUUGCUUUCGCAGCCUGUUUGAUUGCCACAGGCAGUUCGGGAGAAAUUCCAAAAACCGUUUCUAUCUCUGAAUCAUUUGGACCGCAAGAUGUGUAAAAAGAAAACAGCACCCAAGUUUAAAAAAAAGACCAACUCUCCUUCUCCUUCAGGGCAUCGUGUGUCCUCCAUACCUUCAAUCCUGCAGACUUUUACGAGCCAAUUAAAAUUAAGAAGCUUAUUUGUUGGACUGAAGUCUUCCUCUUUUUUCUUUAGCAUAACUACGGCACAGUUGAACACAGGAGGAGGUGGUGAGCUAAAUGAAACGUCCCAUGGUGCAUUUCAUGCUCCUGUGAGACUGCAGCAGCACACACAGAUGGAGCGAGGAUCCCACUGAGAAGCGCUUUUUGUCUCUGUCGCCAGUCGGCUUUUGUUUGCGGCUGCUGAGGAAGAAGAAUGUGAAGGUCUUAGUCAAACAUCGUCAGAGCUGACUCGUGCUAACGCCCCGCUGCUGCUGCUGUGUGUGAGACUGAGCCGCCCUCGUGUGUCUGAGGAGGUAGUGUGUGUGCAGCAGAUGCUCUGGUUCCUCCUGCCUUCAAAAGCAGUGGUUGCAGUGUUACUAAUGCAAACCUCUUACACGCUGCUCCUCAUCACUUGGAGAACAUAUCCACACCAUGCACUGACUUACCAGUGGGAGUGUCAGUGUCAGGACGGACUAAUCCUGAGCAGUUUGUACCGCACAUCUGGACGAUAAAUAAUGCUUAAUAUGACGGCAAACAGCAACAUUUUUUAACAAGAGUCUACUGCUCCUCAGUUGCUGUCUGUUGUUAGGGAUUCAGCUCUAAUCAUAGGCCCUGGUGGGAUGACUGGGAUCAUAUAAAUCCCUGAAAGUAGUUCAAUUAACUUGACAUCAGGCUGAGAAAAGAGAAGAGACAAAAACAGCAGAAGAAGAGAAAAGGCAGGAGACGUUUAAGACAUAAACUGUGGGAAUGAAAUCAGUACGGAUGGAGCAUAAAGCAAACACUGAAUGUAACACAGUGUGGGUUUUUGUCUGUUCUUUGUCCAAGAAAACUGGGAUUUGUGAGUUCAACACUUUCUCUUCUGUAUCCUUCUAUUUUGCUUCAUAAUUUGGUUAAUGAUUCCAGCUGCGCUGCAUAAAAAUCUGUCAAUACUCAAUCAACAGAUUUCUUUUGCUUAUUACAAACGCUUGGGUUUCUAUUCUCAGAGUUUAAUAUCUUGAAACUAAACUUUGUUGGACUUUUCAGGCAAAUAAAGCAGAAAUUCAGUCUAAUGAGACACUUUAUACCGUAAGUAAAAGAGAAAACACUAAGAUUUGUUCAAAGACAUAUUAACAGACCUUAAAGGCAUGGUUGACGAUCUGAGAAGCAGUUGAAAAAAACGGAUCCAUUGAGGCAGAUUUGAAAAAAGCGUCCCACCCCUCACACACAAACCUCUCCCCCCUGUGCUCCACAUUAACUCCCCCCUGAACCUGUAUCGCCCUCCCCACGACAAACCCCCUCUGGCAGAGCAAGAAGCCGGCCGGCAGAAGAUCCUACGCUAGCUUCAAAUAAGAUUCACCAUGUCGGAUUGCUAGUGACUAGCAGCAGUAAAGGCCAGAGCCGUCUGCAGCUGCCUAGACAGCUACCAUGUUGACAUUGCAGAGACUAAUAAGUUAUUUAUGUAACAUGUGCCACGAUAAAAGGCAAAACUACCUGUUCAACAAAAACUCUGCUGUCUCGGCGUCUGUUUUCAGGCCCAAAUCCUAACAGAGCUUUCUCCACCGCUCGAAAGAUGACCCGAUGUUUGUUUGAGUUAGAUUUCUUGCUUGGUCACAUUUCCUCUUCGACUUUCUUCUGCCGCCUGCGUUUUCUUUGCACUUUUAGCGAAGGGGCAAGUUGAAAGGAAGGUCCCGCCCUCCUUCGCCUCUGAUUGGCUAUAAGUGCUGAGCUCCGCUUGGUUAUUCCUUAUGACUGUGAAACGUCAUGGUCUGUCAGGUUAGGGUUAGGAUUAGGGUUAGGAGAUUCAGAACUGCAAUAAUGUUCUGUAAUGUUCUGUUCCAUGUACAGAGCCGACAGCCCGCGUUUGGCUUGAGUGCGUGAUGAUGUUUCCAGCUUUUCUAGCCAAUCAGAGGCAAAGGAGGCGAGAUUUUCCCCAACCAUUCUACAAAAAAACAUAUCAUGGCUGGGAGAGUGGGAGGGGAUGAGUCGGAACUACGGGAGAGGGGUGUGUUGAAUACAGCGAGGUGAUUGGAUGGAGAGGCGGAGCAGGAGAUUGACCAAUAGGAGCUGUCCGGGACGGAUGGCCUCCCAUUGGUCAAUGUUUUUGCAGCCCUGCACCUGCUAGGGUGAACAGAUUUUUUCCAUUCUUUUUCCUCUUCACUUUGUGGAGAUCACACUAUAGGACCAUGAUCGCCAUAGAAACAAGGUUCAUAAUAAUUACCAAUCUCUCCAAUCGGUGACCAUGUCUUUAAGUACAGAUGAUUAUUUGGGUUUUUCAAUGGUGAAAUUGUUGAUAGUUGAGAGUUGACGGCAUCACAUCAGGAAGAUGGAAAAGAAGAAAGUGUAUUGAGGAUGGAUAAAAAAGAAAGAAUAAAUACAUAAUUGUAAUGAAUUGGAUUGUUUGAUUGUCCUGGUGUUUUUUUUCCAGGUUGUCCGAGUGUAGCCAGGUUUUGACCAAUCAGAAUCCACCAAACAUGAUUCUGUACUUGUUAUGCAGCAAAGACAAACAUAGUGAUGAAGAAAAUCUAAUGAUCCUGGUUAAUAUUCAUCUUCCUCUACCCUGGAUCAUUUUAGUGCUAUCAUCAGUGUGCAGGUGAAGCUGUUAGAGAUGAUAAAGUGCCUGUUUUCUUAAUUAGAGCACCUGCUCUGCUCCCAUUGGUCCCCUGCUGCGGCCUCACAAAUCAAACAGGAAGCUGAAGGGAAGAAGAAGACGGCAGUUUGGACUGAAUAUUUGUCAUCAUGUUUCCUGCGUGCUUCUAUUUAUAAAGCUCCUCCUCCCUGUCUGCCUGGGGUUUAGACCCGUCAUGCAUUAGUCACAUUUGCAUUAAAGAGGCCGCUUGUUUUCUCCUCAUUUCACCCGUUUCAUUCUGAGGAACCCUCCAACCAACACAUCCCCUCUCCUGGAUAUCUCUGCAGCAGCUGCUAAUCCACAAACACAGGAGCGGUCCAGCAUCAUUAGGUGGAAAUGAUCCGCUCUUUAUCUCCCCCCUCUGUUCUCUGCACAUGUGGAGAAAUAACACAAUACAGUACAGGACAAUGUGACUGUACGGCAGAAGAAUGAGACCCCUGCAGAGUGCAGCUGUAGUGUGGUUUGGUUUUCCAUAAAGCUUAAUUAUAAUACAGAAAUUAUGUUACGGGAUCAUCUGUGGUUUGGUGCAAUGAGCGGAUUUGAGGUUUUUGUCUCCUGCAGCAUUAAAAACAGAUUUUUCAAGCUUUGAAUGGAUAAACAAAAGAGGAAAAGCUUAAAUGAGAACAUUUCCUACUCUCAAAAUGAAAUUCUUACCUACAUGAGCGAUAUUUAGGCGCGUUUGGACAAAUUUGUGCUCUCUUUUUCACCAAAAAAUAAACCUGUAGAUACUGCUUGAUGUAACAAGUGACACAUACAUGAUUCUCAGUUAAAGCAUCUUGAUUUUCUUUAAUUUGUGGCGCGAAAACAAACAAACCUGUUGCUUAUAAGAUUGUUAAAAUCUGUUUGAGAAGAUAAGACGAAGAUUGUGUCUGUGUUGGCGAGAAUAAUUUAAGAUUAAAUAACACCGCAAUGGAGGCUGAGGUAGGCUAUUACACAUUUGGAGCCAGAGUUUGCGGAGUAAUAGACCAAAAGGCCUUGACACCCCUCAUCUUCCUCUAACCAGAACACACAACUUACUAAAGAAAAACUUUACUGCAUUUAGCAAGUUACAGCGGGGAGGAAAAACUUUGGUAACACUUUAUUUGACGCCUAUCUCUAUAACGCAUUAUGAAUAUAUGUAUAAUGCAUUAUAAUCAGGUUAUAGCACUGUAUAACUAUAGUUAUAAACACUCAUAAAUGAUCAUAAUGCUUUAUAGCAAUAAUCACAACACAUUAUAAAGCGUUUAAUCAUGACUUACAUGGUCAGGUAUUAUAAUGUGUUAUAACUGUUAACAACUCACUGACAAUGCCCACAUAGAUAAUGCAAUGCAACUGUUGUUAACAGUAAUAACACAUUAUAAUACCUGACCUUGUAAGUCAUGAUAAAAAGCUUUAUAAUGUGUUGUGAUUAUUGCUUUAAAGCAUUAUGAUCAUUUAUGAGUGUUUAUAACUAUAGUAAUACAGUGCUAUAACACGAUUAUAACGCAUUAUACAUCAAAUAAAGUGUUACCAAAACUUCCUUUAACAGGCAGAAACCUCGAGCAGAACCAGACUCAUGUUAGAGAGUCAUCUGCCGCUAAUGAAUCGGGUUUAGAGGAAGAUGCAGAAAGAGAGAGAUAGACAGAGGUGAGACUGAUGCAUGUUAGUGAAGUAGCUGGAAAGGUCAACAGCAGCAAAACAUUUGCAGCAGCGAUCCAGAGGAAUGAUAGAGCGGUGGGACUCCCGGAAAAGACUGCAGUCUCUAAUGGGACAAGAUGAUUUAAAGUUAAUGACACAGACAGAUAGAGGAUAGAGAAGGAGAGAAAAGGGGCUUAAUGUACCAGUACCCCAUAUAUAGUAUGUGCAGUAUAUGGUUUCUCCUUUGCGUGUUUCAGUUUUACAAGCAUUUGUGUACACAGCGACAAACUCUGUUCACAAACUGUGGUUUGUUUUCGUUUUAGAGAUUUCUCCAGACUAUCUCAAUCUUUUACUUCUACAUAAUAUACCAAGAAGAGAUUUGGAAAUAUUCAAAGACAUCUUUGUAUUUAUUUGCAAACCAUCAAAUUCUGUGUCAUCCAUAUUUUACACAUUUGCCUAGGUUUUUAGUUGGGUUGUCAAUAAUCAAUAAUAUUUAAUCCAAUCGCUUGUUUUUAUAAAAAACAAAUUAAGUGAUAAAAAUAUUCCUUGAAAAUGAAUAUUAUGCUUAAAUUAAAAACUGUUAGAGCAUGUGCAUCCUUAAUUAUUAGUGAGGAAACUAAUUAUCAGAGUAACAGAGUUGAGAGGGCCUUCAAAGUUCAGAUAGAGCUUUUUAUUUUUCCUCCCCUUCCAUAUUUAAUUAGCCACAAAUUAAAUAAAUUGCCAAAUUUAAAACAUAAAAUGAGUAAUAGAUCAAUAAAUGUAUUUCAGACCCUCUGCAGAUUUAGCCUCUCCUGGUUCAGUUUUAUUACCAUCUUAUCAGAGUCAAGGUUUCAGCCGCAGUGCAGGAACAUUUCAAGAGUUAAUCCAAAAAAUAAAUACACACUUUUCUGGGAGACGUGUUUGUUUGUGGUCUUGGCCUGAUGCUCUCACCCAGGUGCCGAAAGGUGCUUUCAGACGGUGGGUAGAUGUCUGCAGGCAGCAAUGAUGUUUUAUUUAUCUUGAAUCUGAAGCAGCAGGGUGCAGCGUUGCUUUAGGGGCUUCCAGCUAUCCUAAACUCUGCCAACGACUUCUUCCUUUAUCUCCAGGCAGCUGCUGUCCACCUACCUGGCUGCUAAGAUGUCCUCAAACUACUGAAUAAAACAGUUUUAGUAUCUAAGAACAAGAAAAUGGUUCAUGAGAUGCAGUAUUAUGUCUAAUAGUUGGGAAGCUUGAUAAAAUGCUGAUAAAAACAGACUCUGAGGGUUUGCAAAUCCCUAUAUUCAACUGAAAAUAAUGCGGAUAAAUUAUAUUAAAUACUAAAACCAAAGAAUUUUUUUUUUUCAUUUUUGGAAAAUAUCUGCUCAUUUCAACCCUGGCAACAGGUUUUGAAAAAGUCAGGUCAAAGUAUAGCAGGAAGAACAUCUCCCAAUUAAUGAGGUUUAUUUACGACAGAGGUGAGUUUCUCAGACGGAAAGAGGUUCACCGAUCAGUGAGAGACUGCGUGAGUAAGCAGUUCAACAGCUUCAAAUUACUGCUUCAGGUUAAAAUGUCAAAGACUUAAAGGAUUUAACCAUCAGCAGCUCAUAAAAUCAUUAAAAGUUUCAGAAAAUAUGGAGAAAUCUCUGAACAAAAGACACUUUACAUUACAAACAGACAGGACCCAACAAAUGCCGGCUGAAACAGUAACAUGCAUAGAGGAAACUGUGUGCAAGCAUUAUUCAAAAAGGCGGGAGACUUUUCUGGACCUGAACUGAAGGGAAGUGGAAAACUGUCCAGUGGUCUGAUAAAUCAAAAUCUGACAUGGGAACCCCAUCCUCCGCUCCAAAUAAGAUAAGAAUCACCCGUCUUGUUAUCAGCUCACAGUUCAGAGACAGCAUUCCUGAUGGUGUGGUGUCCAUGGCAUUGGUAGCUUACACAUCUGUGAAGGCUGUAUUAAUGUUGUUUUGGAGCAAAGUAUGCUGCCAUCCAGACAAUGAUUUUGUCUGACAUUGUCUUGCUGACUUUCAUGUAUCAGUAAGACAAUGUCAAACCACAUUCUGCAGGGAUUAUAACAGCAUGGCUCUGUAGUAGAAGAGUCCUGCUGCUUAAAGGUGGGCUAGGCAGGAUUACAUUAAUGAAGCUUCUUUUUUCGUGGUGUAUAUACAAAAAAGCUUUCAAUAUCAGUCAAUAGCUAUUAGUCAUUGAUAACAUUUGGUAAUAUAACAAUAUCAUUGUGUUUUGUUAUGUCUGUGUAGUCAACAUUUUAACAUUUUUGAGCGGCCUGCUCUUUCUGACUGUAAACAAAGCCGUUCUCUGCCUCCCCCAACUUGAUUGGUUGUGAGGCACACUCCACUUCCUCGUAUAACGUUAACGAGCCCAAACAAAGUUAGCGUGCCACAGUAUCAGACAGUAGAAACCAGCCAUAAAGUACGGAAAAUUGUCUGAAUCCUCCUUUGGCCACGAUACUAUUACUGGAGACUCUGGCGGAAUAACGGGCGCUUAAAAAGGAGGUAGACCGGACAAGAGCUAAAAUGAUAGGCCAACAUCAAUAGAGCAUAAACAUGGGGGACGCUGUGGGAUCUUACAGACCCUGUAACCUUUCUGCUGGACCGGUAAACCGCUUUAACAAAGUAAGCCAAGUGUCUGUAACAGAAGUGUUUCUCGUCAAACGGGACCUGCUGUGUGUUGUAGCGCCGCUACACUGUUGACCUCUGGUUCUGAACUAUGUCACUUAAUCCUAGUUGUAGAAGUCCUGCAAACAUUGUGUUUACUGGUAGUCUGUUGGCAUCUACAGCGACACCAAUGCUUUAUACUCUCAUGUUGACUGGGUCCCAUUUGUAAUUAUCUGAAGUAUUUAUCUGCACUACAUCAGGAGGAGCUGAGGGGAAAACUGGUUGUGAGGGGUAGAGUUUACAUUCACGAUUUCUCCCCCAAACUGGCACUUCCUCAGAUACUGCCUACCCUACCUUUAAGUGGCCUGUCUGCAGUCCUGAUUAUCAACCACUGAAAACAUUUGGAGAUUCAUGACACAUUUCACUUUAAAACUCCACUUUAAAAAAAGAGUUUAGAUAAUUUGCAAACCAUCAAAUCCAGUUUUUCAUGAUAUUUUACACAGUCAUCUUUAUCUGGUUGUAUGAAGGCUCUCUGUUUAUUAACUGAGACCACUGCUCUUUAACUCAGUAAAUUAAAUUGUUCAUUAUGCCUGUCUAGCAAACUCUUAUGUUCAGUCCUGAAGAAAUCUCCAUUUCCACCCGUGCAGGAUGAAGCAGCAAUGUGAAAGAGUCUUUACAUUCAACAGGUUACAAGUUAACACAUUUGGAAAACAAGAAAAUCAACAACCUGCUGGUCUGUGCAGAACAACCUGCAGGCAGGAGGAGGGGUGGUACAUCCAUCCCUAAUGGUUUUAUCCAGCUCUGCUUGGGAAAACUGGGGCUUUUCGUUCUUUCUUUCUUUCUUCUUUCUUCUUUUUGGCAGGAUGCAUGCUCAGAAGUUUAUAAGAUUAGCAUAAAACAGUAAAAAGAGGAGGCAGCGCUCACAGAUCUUUAACACCACCUGCAGAAAUCCCCUCAAAAAACUGAAAUUUACUAUUUUUAAUAAGUAAAAGCUUCCUGUAGUGUCCAAUUCUAUUUUUGAUACUUUAAUACUCUUUUACCCAAACAUCAAAACAAAAUCGCCUCCCUGUGGUUUUUAGAUUUAUCGUUCCACAGCCCGUAAGUGUAACUUUCUUAAUUAAAGACUUCAUGAACUUUCAUGCAGCGCGGGAAAUGAAAGUCCAUAAACACAGGAACUCUAAUAAUGAGCCUGAUAAAAUAUUCAGUGGCUGCAUAAAUCCCCAGACGUUGUUAAUAAAAUGUUUGCUUUUAAGUCCUGGUGUGUAUGGAUUAUGUGCUUUUGUUUCUGCUUUGACAUAAUAAUUCUGUUUUAAAGAAAAGGACCUGGAGUUAAAUGAAGCUGCAGGGGUUUAGCAGAGCUUUAUGAAACUAUCAGUGUUCCUGUUGUUUUUGCAGCUUCAGAGCUGACAAAAAAAAACUGUUUUUACAUUUUACCUUACAGUGUGGCCUUCUGUUACAUUGAUGCAAUUUGAUCCUGUUUGUAGGACCAGAGGGUUAAAAGGAAACCCUGAACGGAGCUCUUCUGUAUCUUGUUAUGCAGAUGACACACACUUCUAUUUACAUUUUCAUGCCGGCUUUAGCAACCACUGAAUUCAACCCAGAGAAGGUCAAUGAUUUACAGGAAAUUCGUGUACUUUUUGAGUAUGUUUAAGUGGGAUUAGUUUGAGAGCUUUCAAACUGCUUAAACUGAAUGCAUGCAUAAGACAUUUAUAAAGGCUGGAAUGUAAUGUUUUGGGAAAACACAAUAUGCAAGUUAAGUCCACUAGAAGUCAGUGCUUUUGUGACUGAAAGAGAUAAUGUGUCUUCAUACUGCAGGCAACAGAUUCAGGACUGUAAUCACAAGCCCACCCUGGUUAUUUGCAGAAGCACCACCUGGUCCAAAGAAUCACCAAUGGAAAUAUUUUAAAAUGACAUUUAGUUUACAAAUCAAUGUAACAUUGAAUGAAAACUUCAUCAAAUCACAUAAAAUCUGCAGGUACAGGUAGAUACAGGAUGCAGGUAGCAACAUACUUGGCAAUGGCAUUGACUGACAAAUAUAGUCAAAGCAAUUGAAAGCAUAGCGCAGUGUUUCACUGUUUCAGUUGGUUAAAACUGGGACAGUGAUUGUCCAGAACAGUCCCAAUCAAAUCUGGUCACCCUAAUACCUAACCCUAAAUGUUUAGUUCCCUUACUGUAAGCCUAAAUACCUCUACAACACAAGGGUCCUAGAGAUGACGCCCAAGAAUUACAGUCCUGACCUGCAGCCUCCAUUUCUGCAGAUGGACAAUAUUGCUGAAAGGCUACAGGAAUUCAUCUACAGCUCUGAUAAGGAUACAUAAUAUUUAUAUGUAUAUUCUAUACACAUGUAUAUAGUAAAUAAGACUCAUGUACAUAUCUUUUGUUUAACUCUAAGUUUCUUGGUCCUUUAAUUUCUCUUUUUGUUUCUGUAUUUAUGCUGCUGUGAAUUGGAAUUUCCCCCUGUGGGCCUAUUAAAAGAAUAUAUUAUCUUAUCUUAUCCUCUGGUAGUAAUGGCUGACUUUUCAGGGUGUCUGAUGUAGCCAAAGGUUAGCAACAAAGGGCUUUUUACCAUGCUGUAGUUUCAUUUAGAGUCCAACUAGCAACCUGUGAAAUGAAAAACAGAGAAAAUGUCAAGAAAUGUCAUCUAAGAGUGGAUUGUUAGCUGGAAUCAAUCCACACUUUGGGACUUCUGAUGGGAUCCAGGAUUGCAUGACAUGAUAUUGGUCUCUCUAUUUUCUGUACCAUACUGCAACUAUACAUUGUGUAUUUUAUUGGAGUAUUUCAUAUUGUAUCAUACCGUAUUGCUUCAUGUCACAUGCUGCACUUAACUGUAUCAUACAGAAUCAUACCAUUUUGUAGCUUAUAUUGCAUAUACCUUAUUAUAGCGUAUUAUAUCAUAUCAUGUUAUAGUAUACAGUGGUUUUGUUUCAUACUGUGUUAACUUAAAGCUAUGGGGUCUAAAUUCAUUAUUUUUACCUUUCUUUGUGUUCUCUUUUCGGAUCAUUGUCACCACAACCUUGAUUUUAUAGUUUAUUUAAUUAGUUACUUUUCCCUCUCUUUUAUUGUUCUGUUGUUUCAGACUUCUUCAUUCCUCUGUUUCCACUAAAAAAAUCUCAUUAACUUUGAUAUAAUUAAUUUCCCUUUAAAGCACACAGAUGUGUGUUUAAUGGUUACCGAUGGCCAACAGGAAGUGGAGCAGUUCAAUGACGCAUUGGUGGGUCUCAUCUGAUAAUCGGUGUAGUGGAAUAAUUCGCUGAUGCUGUCGGCCUAAAAUAGCAAAAAAAAAAAGGAAAUCUUCUGGCAAAAGCGAGCAUGUUUUAUAAGUGUAUGCUUGUCCCGCUUGAACACACACAGAAAUCUCAGAAACAGGCCGAGGAAGGUUGUAGUCUGAGAACAUACACAGACCUCUAUACCUCGGCUGUGUCCUUACAGAGACGUCUGGUUCUGGUCCAGCUCUGGUCCCGGCUGUAGCUGCAGAAGACCCUUCCAGCUCUAGCUGCACUGCUGGUCUGUGGUUUAUCCCAGCAGGUCUCUAGUGUUGUAUCCACAGAGACAGCACGUCAGGCAGAGCUCAGGGAUUGCAGUCUGGCACGUGAUGUGUGACAUAUGGUGUGAGUAAGAGCGGGGAGGACACUCAGUUGACAGCUGGACGAGUAAAUACCCCUCCAUCCCUCCAUCCCUCCAACUCUUCCCUCUCUUCCAGGUAGCAGAUUUGUCGUGGCACCAGUUAUGUAAGGCUGGCACCCUCUCUGCUGCUCAGAUUAACAAUACUACAGCAGCCAAUGUCACUCUAAUACACAAAUUUAAAGCGUGUAUGUGUGUGUGUGUGCGGAUUUGUAUGGGUAUUAAUGAAACAGAUACCAGGAUACUCUUCAAUUUCAUUGGAAAUCCCAAACUGACCUUAAAUAAAAUAUCCUCCUGCGGCUAAACAUAUCAACAAAUACUCUGCGAAUAUUCUGCUCUGUUUAGCAGAUGUUGUUGUAAAUGAAAAGAUUGGAUUAUCUGCAGGAUACAAGCAGAUGAAAGUGAUUUUUUUUUUUCUGAUAAUAAGAAAUGUACACGUUUGAGAGGCUGUAAAAUCUCUGGAAAUUGAAAGCAUACUCUGCAGACAUCCUCGCAUUUAACUCCACCACUGAUUCACUUUCGCUUCAAUAUAAACUGAGGUUAGGGUGUUUUCUAGUGGAAGCUGCUUUAAAAGCAAAAAGAUUUGAAAGCUUCAAAAAAAAUUUCACAACCACAUUUCUUCAAGCUCCUUCUCCUCCACACGUUGAAGUGUCCUCGGGCAAGAUCCUGAAUUCCAAAUCGCUCCUGAGAGAACAGCCUCAGCGUGUCAGUGUGUGUCAAUGUGUUGAGAAUACACACAGACCGGUGGACUCAUUCUCUGCAAAGCUGUCUUCUGCCAUGAGUGUGUGAAUAUGUGUGUGAAAGAGACUAAGUCCUGGGUCCUUAGGGGUUCAAGUCCAAACCCCUGUUAUUUGAGGAUUCAUAUACCCGUCUGACGUGACUUUAUCACGCCUAAUCUACCGCUUCUUGAGCACAAGCUGUCAAGACACAUCACCUGCUGCUAGGACACAGGUUUUACACAUAGACCAGACCUACGAAGGCUCCUCAAACAAAACCAGAAAGUCACGUUUCUAGAUAAGACUACGUAUGUUUGGAAUAGUGUUUACUCUGCAGGUGAUUCAGAGAGAUUCUCACUGAUCCUGUCAGCGUGUCUGGAGACUUGAAGUAUGAGUGAAGAUACAAGCUGAACGCACAUAACUCCUCUUUAACUGGGUAGAAACUAGAGGUGGAUAACAACUGCUGAAAUUUAUGUUUUGUUCUGUUUAUAUUUUCUGGUUAAUGGUAUCAUAAGUAUUACAAAAUGAAAAGCAAUCAGACACGUCCGCUUAAAUCGAAGACCUUGAAUUGAGUAUUGUUACACCUGAGUGAAAUACACAGGACAAACCAUUCCAUUUUUAUUUGUUGAUAUCGGAGUGUUCUUGGCAUUUUGCAGAAAGUGUCUUCAAUUGUUUCUUUUGUUUUGAGUUUUAAUUAGUGUUUUCCAGCGUCUACACUUGCAGCAUGUUUCUCUCAUUAGAAAUAGUUUGGGCCUCUGCAGCAUGAUUGUACCGUGGCCUCAAAGGUCCACAGCACAAUCAUUGCUCCGUGGACCUUUUCAUCGUUAAAAGCAUAAACAUUUGGAGCUCUGCUGACCUCGCCGUCUAAGUGCAUGCCCUGUGCAUUACUCGCCUGGAUGAGCUACAGGUUUGAUUCAAACCUCUGUGCAUCUCCCCACUGUCUAUUCCCCAUUUUUUCCCUUAAAAGAAAUCGGAUUGACAUCUUUAUUCAAGCAAGUAACAUACUGUUCUAGUAGUACGGAUAACAGCUUAUAAGGAUUAUAUGAUUUAUGAAUUCCACAGCUCUUGGCUCAUUUCAAGAAUUUGAAGAAAAUGGUUCUCAAUAAUGAGAAAAACACUCUUAACUGUUGUGUUUCCAUCAAGAGAAGUAAAUCAGUUGUUAGGAUGAUUUUGCUGGUUUCAAGAAAUGUAAUGUGAAUAGCAUUACGUCAAGAUGCUGUAUUUUCUUAAUGUAAGAAUAUUUCAAAGAAAAAUGAAAUCUUAUAAAGAAAAAAUACACUUAUUUUAAGGUAUUUCUGGAUUUACUGAGGUAAGAUAUUUUUACUUGUUUUGGAAAGUCUUGAAAAGCCAAAUUUUCUUGUUCCAUUAGCAGAUAAUUUUGCUGAAAUUAAUGUAUUCCCAAUUAUUGAAUUAUUUUUUCUUUUUUUGAAGGCUGGCUUUUUGCAGUGCACUAGCUUGUUCUCUCAUAGGUGCACAGAAAAAGGCCAAAAUUAGUCCUUGAAAAAGGCAAAAACAUUUUAAAAAAUUCAUAAAAUUAUCAGCAAAAUGUGAAAUCACCAAAUUAAAAUAUUUGUAUAUUGAAAUUUUCUUUUAUUUAAUGAAAGGUUCUCUAAUUUUAAGGAGUUGGAGCUUUAUCUCACUACUCUUGACUCUGUAUUUUAUACCUGAUUAUAUAACGUGAUUUUCGUCUCAGUUUAACCUCAUCAUUGCGCUCAGCAGCACAACAACCAAAACUGCUCUCAGGAAUGUUCUUUUUCUGUUUCCAUAUCUGCGCUAUCAUCCAUAAAAACUUUGAGCGCUGGUCUUGAAACUGUCCAUUAGUCAGCUUCGGUUGUUUCUCCGUGAAUGUACUGAGUGCACUCUCGUCUGUUGCUGAUUGUCUGCAGGUCCGGCCGUCCCUGUUGGAGUGGAUGUGCAGGUGGAGAGUUUGGACAGCAUAUCAGAAGUGGACAUGGUGAGUGGCUCCAACGCGGUAUGAUUGUUGUCAAAAGAAGUUUUAGCCAUGAUUUGACAGGGGUAAAGAACCGUAAUCUCCUGCAGAUAGUGAAAAUAAGUCAUUAGAGCACAGACUCAGUUUGGGUGUAUUAGUGGAGGAUUACUGGAAUCACUCUGACUUAAUAUUCAAUCAGGUUUGAAGGCAGAGACUCACAAACUGAAAGUAAUGAGAUUAUAAAUGAAAUGGAAAUACCAAGUCAUUAUUAAUGCUUCUGUUCCAGUGGAUUAUAAUACUAUUGGUAGAUUUAACCACUAAAUCUGUGACAGAUUGAGUUUGCAGACAUGCAAGAGGCUGACUUAAACAAAUUAACUCGAACUGCUUUUGCAAAUUGAGGAGAUGACAAUGGGGAAGCUAAUUAUCCACAAACAAGCUUCAUUAAAGGAGAGUUGAGCUGUUUUUAAACCUCAGCUUUAAUUUCUGAUAUAUUUCAGGAUUUAAUUCACAUUUAAGGUGCGGAUGUUUGGGAUUUAUCCAUCAAUUCAUCUCAGUCGGCAGCAGUAAAACAGACUGGAAUGACCAUGUGAAAAUCUUGGGUUCAAAUGCACAAAUCAGACUCAGAAUGCUUUUCUAAAUGUCUGAAAAUAUUACAGAGAGAAUUAUUUCAAAGCUAGACAUCUCUGGUGAGGGGAAAUGUGUGUUUCUACAGCCAGAAACAGCUGUUAGAUUGCUGUCUUUAAAUCCACCAAACUCCAUAGACAAAUAUAGCAGUUUUAUUUUGCAGGAUCCAUUACUUGUGAAUUUCUGCUGGAAUUGAUUGCGCUAUUGUUUUUGUGUUACUUUUAUUUCAAAACACUUGUUUAACUCUGACUUAAUAUUUAUUACACACAUCAUAACACUAAAUCAAAGCCUGCGGAUGCAAAAGUACACCAACGACUCCUUUUUUCCUGGGAGUUAAAUUACUGUUUUUCUAAAUGAUGUGUGGUGCAUUUCAAGAGAUGGAUGUUACAGCAGCUUUUAGUCUUUUUCUGUGGGGAUAUUUUAUGUGAAGUUGUUGAACACUUGGAAUAACAAUAAGCAUAUGAAGGACAAGAUAAGCAAAUGCUGAUUUGUCCACAAGGACGCUUAAUUUGGAACAAAAAAAACAAAAGUUCUGUAUAAGAGCUUUAAGCAGUUAGUUUUGAUGAAAAUGUCAUCCUGCACCAUUUAUUUUGAAUAUUUUAUACACUAUCUAUCUAUCUAUCUAUCUAUCUAUCUAUCUAUCUAUCUAUCUAUCUAUCUAUCUAUCUAUCUAUCUAUCUAUCUAUCUAUCUAUCUAUCUAUCUAUCUAUCUAUCUAUCUAUCUAUCUAUCUAUCUCUUUUAUACAUCACAUAAAGAGGAAAAUCUCAUUUGUCAUGAUACCAGCAAACAUACUAAACCUAUACAUCACAGUGCCCCCACAUAUUUAUAUACAUGUGCUCUCUCUCACACACACACAGCUGAGAAGUCUGGGCAUAAACUGAUGAAAUGAAGGUGCUCAGUGUCAGGGUCCUUCUGAAGUCCACAGGCAGGGUGUUCCAUCAAUCUGAAGCAUAAUGUUAAAAGCAGCCCACCUCACCCCACGCCCACCAGCACCCCCAGCCCCUGCUUUGGAGUGUUUUGUGGGAUGGUCAGGAGACCACUGCCUAUGGACCUAAGGGCUCCAUCUAAGAUAAAAAGAACUUUAUUGAUCCCCGAAGGGAAAUUCAAUGCUGCUGUCUCUCUGGUUAGCAUGUCUCUUAUAUACUGAAGAGCAGAGCCAUUCAGGGAUUUUUUUACACUGAGAAGAGAAAUUUAAAAUCAAUCCUAGCUUGGACUGGGAGUCAGCAGAGGGAUCUAAGAACGGGUGUGAUGUGCUCAGACUUUGAAGUUCUCGGGAGACCUCUUGCAGCUGCGUUUGGAAUUAACUGUAGUUAUUGGAUGAUUGAUUUUGGUAGUCUGGUGACUGUCACAGAAAUCUAGCCGACUCGAUAUAAAGGUAUUUAUUUUUCUGAGAAGAAAGCUCCUGAGUUUUAGGAUAUUUUUAGAUGAUAAAAAGAUGAAUUGGUAACACUUUACAAUAACCAUAAUUUAUAUACGGUAAAUAGACCAUUUAGAAAUAGUAAGCAGAUAGUUUAUUAAUGUUUAAUCAUCAUUUAUAAAUAGCAUGUAGACCAUAAAUAAAUUGUAAAUUUUACAAUUUUAAAAACCUAACCCUAACCCAAACCCUGACUUUACAAUAACCAUCUAAGUAAUGUUUAUAGGUGGUUUAUAAACUACUUAUUAAUCAUUUACAAAGUAUUACAAACAUCAGUUGCAACUUUACAAUAACCAUCUAAGUAAUGUUUAUAGAUAGUUUAAAAAACAAAUAUUAAUUAUUUACAUAUAAACUAUCUAUUUGCCAUUUAAAAUUGGUCAAUAUGCUGUUUUUAAAUGAGGAUUAAACAUUCAUCUAUCUAUUUACCAUUUAUUAAUUAUUAUUAUAAUAAUAAUUAUUAUUAUUGUUGUUGUUAUUAUUACUAUUGUUAUUGUUAUUAUUAUCAUUAUUAUUAUUAUUAUUAUUAUUAUUAUUAUUAUUAUUAUUAUUAUUAUUAUUAUUAUUGUUAUUGUAAAGUGUUACCGAUGAAUUUAUUGAUAUGCCUUUUGAUAGUUAGAUCCCUGUCUAUGACCAACCUUAAGCUAAGAAAAGAGAACUGAGAUAACUGUUUUGUCUUUGUUUAGUUGUACAAAGUUGUCUGCCGUAAAUACAUAAAAUAAACUUUGUAUAUAUAUUAUAUAAACAUCUGUAACACAGUAAAAAAUAGCAUUAUAUCCAACGUUUGAGUCAUUUAAUUUUGCUCCAAAAAGCAUUAGAAAAUACAAGUCCCAUGUUGGAAAUAGAAGUAAAACGUGACAGUUUGCUUACACAUGGAUUAUCAAAUCAACUUUUUAAUUGGAAACACCAACCGGACCCAAACAUUAUGUAAAACGGUCGUCCUUUGUCUGAAAUCUGUGUCCGCUCACUGAUUUUUUGGGAGGUCUGUGCUUGAAAAGAAGAGAUUAAUUUAUUAUUUUAGUUCGAGUAAUGAAGCUGUUACGUUCAGUUGGAUAAUCAGCCUCCGAAAGCUCAUCUGUAGGAUGUUUAUUCUGGUCAAAGUCAUACUGAUGCCUGAUGCAUGUUGAGUAAUGUAAUUAAAUCAACCUUCUGUUCUGGAAGCAGAAAUUGAAUCCAAAAAACUGUCGUCCUGAUGUUGUAUAAGCUCCUGUUUGCAAGGACGGCCGAGGAUUACUCUUAAUUUGGAUUCACGCAGCAUGGUGUGUUUAAUUGUGUUGGAACAGAGAACGGGGAAAUAAAUAAUGAUUCCUGUCCAUGACUGCUUUUAAUGACAUUAUGUCAUAUCACAAAGCUGCUGCGUACUCCACGGUGACUCAGCAAAUUACCCUCUGCUGCGUCAUUUAAAACAACAGGUUAUGCAAAAAAAGAAAAAAAGGUUUUUGUUCCUUUUCAAGGACAUGGAGCAUGUUCGCAGAAAGAUAAAAUCAGAUUUACCAGAGUGUUUAUCUACACCCACAUCAAAGGAGUGACCAUAUUAAUAUUAAGCCUCUUUGACAAACCAUUUAAGAUCAACGUAAUUAAAAAAAGGCUCAGAAAACAGCCGCUAAGAAAGCUAGUAAUUGUUUUUUUAUGUGUUUUUAAAGACAUAAGGGCACACAUUUGGAGAAAAGGUGUCUGUAAACAAUGAAGCUGCUUAAAAAACCACAUUUCUCAACAUCUUGUCAUAAUAUAUCACAUUGCUUUUGCUCAACAUGCUGCAGUAGGAGGCUGAAAAUACAGACUGCCUUUCAGACACACAUCACCCGUAAAUCAAAGUAUUAGGACGCUGUCUCUGCUCUCUCUCCCUUUCUGUUUCAAUUGACUUUCAUCAGCCUUUAAAAAUUGCCCCCCCAAAAAAGGCGGAGAUGCAGAUGCACAAAUGGAGAAAAAACUAAGAUUGUGUGCAUGAGCUGCAGAGUGGGGGGUAAUUACAGUCUGGUAAAAUGUUCAAAUAUGCACCCUGGAAAUUGCCCGAAACAGCAAAAUCAAACAUUUCCAACGAAAACUGUGAACAUCUGUUGAUAUUUCAUCAUGAGGAAAAGAGACUUUCUCUUUGGUCUUGGCAUAAAACACAUGUCUGCAGAUGUUCAUGCACUGAGGUGAAACUCACUGCAAUGGAAUAAUUUUUGCAAAGUUGUGCUCCAGACUCACAAAAUAUACGCUUUUGCACCAAACCUUAUAUUCAUGUGUGUGAAUUUUGUUGAGUUUUGGGGCAUGUUAAAGCCUGCAAAUUUGGGCGUCAUGGUGGUAUUAGAGAGAAAGAAUCGCUAUUCCUUGUGUACCGAAAGGGUUCCUCACACCAUGUUUGGCGCUUUAGUCCCUGAUAGUGUGAGAGAAGUGGGGAUACUAGUGUUUAUGCACACGUCAACACAGGUGCAAAGUCAACGGGUUUGUUGGAAGCAUGUUUUUCCAGUAUGUGUUCUCAUUCAAAUUCAUUACAGGCUGUUUAUAUCUUAUUUUUAAUCCGUAAUAUCUUAUUUUUCUGGAAUUCCCUGCUGAAUGUGGCUUAAUAUAACACUUAUUAUAAAGAAUGGGCAUGAAAAGCAUGUUUUUCAUUAUUCUCGACCUUUAACAAUGAAUCCUGGUGAGACUUGCAUGCCAAACACAGUCUGUCGAUGUCUGCAGAGAGUCCACUCCGUGCCCUUUUUGGACUGAGUGAAUUCAGUCUUCAGAGUACUUCUUCGAAACACACCUCCAAGCCUGCGAGUCUGUAAAAUUUGCAUAAUUGGGUGCAGUCAUAAGGACAGAAAAACUUACUGUAAUGUCAUCCACUCAGCAAUUUCCACCUCCAGUUUGCUCAAAUUAGCUCAUCAGCGGCAAAGUGAGGCUGAAGCAGCAAAAAACCUUGAAUGGGUGUAUAUUAGCUUAUGCAAAGGUGAGUUUUGCCGCUGAUUAACUAAACUCCUAUUAAAGUGCUAUUGCUGCUUUCCAUCUUUAAAUAUAGGACACUUAAGACAUUCAUCUGUCACUCUCAAAGUCAAAUUGUACAAGAUUUUUUUUGCAAAACAUCACAAUGAAAUAUGGGAGAGAAUUCAACUGUAAUUAAAGUUUGGGGGAAUUGGCAAUCAAAAUUUGUUAUUACAAUCCAAGAGUAACAAAGAAAAACCUCAAAGCUGCUAAAAGUGGAACCUUUUGUCCUCUCCCCUCCUUUUUUUUCCCCCCUGUCAGCCUCCAAGGUCUUAUUGUCCUCGGAUUUUAAAAUCAUAACUGGGCAAUUUUCUUGAUAAUAGCAGGUUGAAUAUUUGUGCUUUCAAAGUGAGGCUUUGGUGGUCAAUUUGAUUUCCUUGUUGUCCCCCUCAAUGCCUCAUCCAUUUAAUCCUCGUUGAGCAAUUCUCCAGCAGUUUUCGUACUUCAAAAGGAGCAAAAUAGCUCGCUGUAAAACAUCAAUAUUGAAGAAUUCAGAGUUCAGAAACCAUCUCUCAUUAGUAAACUCGUCUGGCAUUACGUUUAAUACUCACUGCAGAGACUAAGACAUGCCCCUGAACUCAUCCCACACUCAGACUUACUUUAAUGAUAGGUGCCUGGAGUGCGACGUGUCGAUGCAGCUGUUAUCUCAACUGAUCUGCUCUUAUGUAACAGGAGGGGGGGAUAGGAUGGGUAUCAUGCAGACCGGUCCUCCCUGCGUCAAAUAGAGGCGAAGUGACAGGGGUAAUCUAGGACUAAUGGAUGCUGUGGAUUCUGUUUGGUUAACAUAUGUUCAGCACUUCUCUUCACCGUGUGUAUUUGGUCAUAAAGGAUCCAUAUAAUCCAGGAUCUGCAGCUGUUUAAUCCCACCGUGACUCAGUGAACCAGCAGAGUCCCCGCAGUAGGAUUUAAUCCAGAUCAAGAGCUGGGGUUUGGCUUUAGUACCAGAGGGGACAUGUAUAUAAUGAUUCUAAGGGUCUUAUUCAAGGAAUUUGUUAACCUUGAGGCCCCUGACGUAAAGCAUGCCAGCCAACACACUCAUCAUUUUAUCCCGGGACCCAGGUUUUGGUGAAUAGCAUGUGAAUUUGUGCCCACUUUGAGGUCGCCUAAAAUAAGGUUGUGGUCUGGCACAAAGAUGGCAUGUAGCUGUCUUUAGAAAUCAGAAAACAUAUGAGCCUUAAACCAACAAAAUCCCCACUUAAGCCUGAAGUCUGCUGCAUAGUGUUUUCUGAUAUUCGGGGGCAAAUUGCACAAAUAGAUGCACAGCUGAGCUCCAACUCAGAAUAAAAAUAUCUAAAAAUGCAUUUCAUGAUGCAAUAAAACAGAGUUUUAUUAGACUUGUAAGUAUUUUUUUAUUGUCUCUAUGGAUAAUGAUAGUGAUGGGCAUGGCAGUUCUUUUAGAUGUACUGAAUCACUAGAAUCAGUUCACUGACAAGAUUUGAUCAAAAGAUUCGUUCACCAAAUCACUUAAUCAUUUAGCGGGAGAAGCCUGCGACUCCAACCUCCUGAACUAAAACACAGCUGAACAUUUCAGGAUUCAGUUCAAUUCACAAGACAAGAGUGUUUGGCUGUGUUGUUUUGGCAAACAGGUUUGUAAAAAUGAACUUGCUUAUAAGUCGUGAUGUUUUAAGUGUACUGUCCUAUGGUAUGCUAGUUACCAGGUCUGCUCGGUAAAUUGGGAUCAGUGAGUGAUUCGUUCACUGAGCGUUUAGAAGAAUUCAAACUGAACAUGAACCGUUCCCUUGCAAACCGCUGCAAUGAUAGGAUGCUGCGGGUUUAAUUCACUACUUGUUACAUGCUGUGUCCUAUUGUAUGCGAGAUGUUGUGCUGACAAUUUAGCAGUGAAAAAAAAGGUCCUUUUGCCCGACAAAAAUGAUUCCAGAGAGUAGUUCAAUGUAUGAUUCGUUCACCAAGUGAGCCAGGCAUCGGUGCAUGUGGUCCCUCGUUCGCCAGCUGCUGGCCUGGCAAGUCUGUUUCUCGCUUCAGCUCAACUCAAGUGACAAACGAACGAAUCUCUCGAGGAAGUGACUCGGUUCAGUACAUUCACUUUAAAGAUUUGGUUCUUUUGAACGCAUCGUUCAAAGGAACGAAUCGUUCAAACACUAGAUCAUGACUCUGCAUUUGAUUUGGGGCUGAUCUCAGGAUACCAAAAAACAAGAACACCCACAACACUAUCUCUUCACACACUUACUUCACUUCAGCCCUGCAUGGUACAGAAACCUCAGACUGAGCCCAACACUCUCCGCCACUCUCUCAAGUACAUGCAAAAACACAAACGCAGUGAAACACAAUUAACAGUAUGUGUUAUACAGUCCCUAAACAGUAACUCCAAGCAGAUAUUAACAAGAACAGAAUUUUUCAAAACAUACAAAUGAAAUAAUCCAGUGUCAAAAACAUGAGAGAGAUUCUGCUGUGUAAAUAGUAACACCCUUGUCUUCUGGUAUAACUUGCUCUUGCUGAAGGGAAUGAAAGCAGACAUUGUGCUUUGUUUGAUCAUGCCAGACACACACUUGCAAAUAUAGAGGGACUUGAAGAAACCUCUUUGCAUUCAGCAUCCAAUUUAUUCCUUAGAUUGUGAUCACUAUUGUGAACACAGUGUAAUUUUAGGGCCCAUUUUCGGAGCCUGGACCACAUUUCAGUAUUGGUAUUGAGACUUUAGUAGCAGUGUGAUAUUGGAGAGGACAUGUCCUUGCUUUCUCUUCUGUUUUUGUAUCUGAACCCCCUUCCACCGUCUCCUCCCUUUUAGGACUUCACCAUGACCCUGUAUUUGAGACACUACUGGAAAGACGAGCGUCUUGCCUUCCCCAGCACCACCAACAAGAGCAUGACGUUCGACGGACGCCUUGUGAAGAAGAUCUGGGUGCCUGACGUCUUCUUCGUCCACUCCAAGAGGUCCUUCAUCCAUGAUACCACCACCGACAACAUCAUGCUGAGGGUGUUUCCUGACGGUCAUGUCCUUUACAGCCUGAGGUGAGGACACAAACCCCUUCUGCUUCACACAAACACAGACUUCUGCCCUCACAGGUGACAUUUACUCUCUGCUUUGACUCCUUUAGGGUCACGGUCACCGCCGCUUGCAACAUGGAUUUCAGCCGUUUCCCGCUGGACUCGCAGACGUGCACGCUGGAGCUGGAGAGCUGUGAGUGUUUCUGUUGAUCUGACACUUCACCGUAGAGCCGAAGAGACAGAGGGGAUAAUGUGACGCUCAUUACUAAAGGCCUGAAGGGUGUUUUGUAGAGUGUUGUUUCAAUCAGCAAGACACUGAGUCUGAAUAUUGAAUUGUACGGAGGCCCUGAGAGCUGAAAACACAGAUUCAACAAAGCAAUCCAACACAAGAGCAUCUUUUAUAAAACAACCAAUUCAAGUAACGCCGGGGAGUCCACUGGUGCCCUGGGCCUCUCUUGAAUUCUGAUUGGCUGACUCCAACCCCAAAAUCCUGAAGUAUGAUGAACUACUUUGCUGCUUGUUGAUGCAACAGGAAGCCUUUUUUAAGCAUUUUUCUGAGGCUUAUUUUCAUGCAUUAGUCUGAAAAGUUAGAUAUCUUCACUUCAGUUCAAACAACUUAACCCCCUGGCAGACCUCCUGUUGGGUUUAGGUGCAAGUUGACCCCUUGGAAAUGUUUGGUUGAAUGUUUGCCAGCUGAAACUUAAGGAGGAACUGUGGAGCCAGUUUUGUGAAUUAUUUUGAAAAACUCUUAAAUAUCAAAGUUUCGGGGCCCGAUUCAUGUGGGGAGGUUGGUGAGUUUGAGGGCUUACCGAAAGCCUCAAUUUUAGGAUUCAUUUUGGAAUAGAAAGAAAAAACACAUUUUGGAUAUAAUUAUUAAAGAAUGUACAAGCCAAUUGUCAGUCAGGUUUGCAGAGAUUUUUCUGUUUGUGGCUUUGAAUUUAACUCAACUGCAGAAGAAAAACAGUUUGAAAAUGGAAAAUUGUUUUCAAUCAUUUUAAGUAAAUAGUUUUUGUGAUUGAAUAAAAAAUGAGAUGCUGGGGACUCUGAUAUGUAAUCACAUUUAUAUCUGUGAGAAGUAGACACCAAUAUUCAAUGAAUCCAUCCAAACUUUUGAGCAGCUGUCCUCUAUUUAUUUGUGGUUUUGAUGUGUCCUCAUUGUGGUUUUGAGUGAAAACAAAGCUCCUCUAAUUUCUCCGCUCUGUAGAUGCUUACACGGAUGAAGAUCUGAUGCUUUACUGGAAAAGUGGCGAUGAGUCCCUGAGCACAGAUGACAGGAUCUCCCUGUCUCAGUUUCUCAUCCAGAAAUUUCACACCACCUCCAGGCUGGCCUUCUACAGCAGCACAGGUACACUCACAGGUUUAUGUUUACUUUCUGUGACGCCUGUUAAAACUUGUCAUGUUUGGGGACUGUACAAAGGUGCUUCAAAGAGUCCAGGUUUACUGUGCAGCCGUGUAAAGAAGGGAUUAGUUUGAUUAUUUGAUCAGUCUGAGCUGAAACAGAAAAGGGCAUGAUGAAACUCAUUAAUCAAAGCUGUCUGUUGAUACCUGUCGGCUUUUUCUUUAAUCCAAUUAAUAUUUGAGUUGACCUCAUGCUAACAUGGAACAGUUUCUUCACUAAACUCAUGUUUAAGCAGUCUAAAUUAAAUGAAAUUCAGGGAAUCAGCGGGGACUCUUUGCCCCGAGGCAAGCUUACGGGCACAUUAGACUCCAAUUUUGCAGCGUCAGAAGUAAUCGCGUCUGCAGAGUCAAACUAAAGUGAGAAAAUCCAAAGAAGCACGAUGCAGGGCUGUCAAGGAAAGUUAAUUUACACUGCAUAUCUAAUGCACAAAGGAAACCAAAGUGCAUGACAUAUGCAUCAAAUACAAUUUAAAUGAGAUUAAAUGAGAGAAAUAUGCAUAAUAUAGCAAGUAUCUAAGGAUGGGAGGAAAUGUUGCAUACUGAUUAUGGUCUGUGUAUUUGUGGUGGAUGUAGCUAAAGUCAUUCUCUGGUUUCUGAGCUACAGAAAGCAGGUAUUUCUGGAAAAUGAGGUGCCAAACUAGUCGGCAUCAGUUAAGUUCACUUAUAGUCUCAUAAAACACCAUAGAGGCACAUUAUGGAGCAGCUUUGGUGAUUGUGUACAAGGAUUUUUAAACUGUUUAUGUAGUGGUGAAUCAAAAUCUAUUGAGCAUCCCUGUAUUCCUUCUUGCACUGUGAUACAGCAAUGAAGAAAUGCUAGUUUGCGGGAAUAACAUUAGUGUUUCCAAAAUUUUCAUCUAUGCUAUCCACACGAACUGAGUUUUCCAAAAUCUUCACUUGAGAGGUUUUUUUUUUUAAUACCUGAUUUUCAGUGAUUGAAAAAUUUAUUUGCAUGUGUUUAAAAGACCAUAGUGCACAUAAAUGCUACAUUAACAAAAUUACCUACUUAUGUGUGAAAGAGGCCUUCGCAGCAACUUUCAGUCUUGAGAAAUGACGCCAAUGCAGAAGUAUUGAAAAUUGCAGUUCCAUGAAUGUCCACUUGGGGCUGGCUCUAAAAGCCCAAAAGCCACAUACACACCCAUUCAAAAGGCCUAACUUUAAAGAAAAGGUGAAUAUUAUAGACUAGUAAAAAAAUGAUUUUGGUCUAAGCGGACCAGUUUCAGCUCCGAAUCUUUGCUACUUUGCUACUAAAUUAACUAAAAGUUAGGUUGAAUCAGCAUUUUCUAAUAUGCUUCAAAAUUCCACUUUACAUUAAAAAAAAUUGUCCUCUAAACAGGGGUAUGGAAAAAUUUGGGAACCACUGGCAAGAAGUGAUUAUUAAACAGACAAAACAAAGAAAAACUGGGUUAAAAAAGGGUAAAAGAGGAACUGAUGAAACAUUUUCACAAGUUUAAAAUAAAGAAUUGCUAGAGGCAAGGUUAAAUUGUUACAACUCACAAUAGCAAAGAAGAGAACAAAUUAAAUGGAGGUAAUAAAUCAGAUGAUAAAACACCAAAAGAUAAACUAAAAUACAUAAUAAAACACUGAAAGAUACACUCUAAAAUGUUUACCAAAAAUGUUUCAAGACACCUUGUUUUAGAUUAAUUGGCAAAUGUAAGAUCACAGGUUUACUCUCAAAUCCGAAACACCAACACCGUCUUCCCACCUUGAGCAGGGAUUUUAUUCACCUAUGUUGUUGGAAAACUAAACUGUAAUGGCAUGACUUAAGGACCGCCGUUUGAAGGUGUGCAGUUCAGCUUUGUGUUGCUGCAGUGUGAAAACAUGACAAGCCAAGGGGAAAAUGAGACAGUGUAUUAUUUUGUUCAUCUAAAUUGAAAUAAAUCAAAAAAGCCACAAGAGUGAAAACAGCCUAAACAGAAAAUAGCAGCAAAAACUACCUCCGUUUUACUCUGACAAUGACAAGAAUAUUGUUUUCACGGGUUGUGUUGUGAAUGUAAAGUGACAGUCUUAAAUCCGUACACCAGUAUGAUGACGUUUGAAGGCUUUUUAGACUAAAAAAUUGAAUUAAAGUUAGUAGAAUCUUAUCAUGGCAGAGGCGGUGUCCUAGUUACUCUCCACAAUACACAGAGCACACUGACAAUGCCAAUCAAGGACACUUUGAUUAUUUUCUCUGAAAUAAUGAAACUAUUACUGUAUCCAGACAAAGAGAGUUCCUCCGAGAAAGGUUUCUGUAACUUAGAAACUAGAACACUGAUAUGAAAAACACACCUUUGGGCUUUUCCCCCCUCACAUUCUUACUCUGCCAUUUUUGACGUUUCUUUGCUCUGCUUUUAUAGAUUUUCCUGUCUAGUUUGAAAUGCCCUCCAGAUUUCUAUCAUUCCGGUUCAGAAAAGUUGAUAUAAUUUCAUCUCUUGUGUUAUUUGGCACAUCAUUCUCUAUUUUACCUCCCACGUGUACCGUAAUAUGAUUUGCAAACUUUGGCUGAAUAUUUCUUUCCUUUCUCCUUUCAGGCUGGUACAACCGUCUGUACAUCAACUUCACUCUACGGCGUCACAUCUUCUUCUUCCUGCUGCAGACUUACUUUCCUGCCACGCUGAUGGUCAUGCUGUCUUGGGUGUCCUUUUGGAUUGACCGCAGGGCUGUACCUGCCAGGGUCUCACUUGGUAGGAAUGCGAUGAAUGCACUUACUGUAUAAACACACAAUGGAAAAAGCAAAUAUAGAGACCAUGGGAAAGUGAAGAAGGUCAACAAUCUGAAGAUUCUUAUUUGCUCUGUUUGGGAAUGAGCUGAUCGUAAUUCUGAUCUAAUCAGUCAUGCAGCCAUCAACUACUAUCCAGGGUUUGGAAAUAAGAUGCCUCUGAUUCCUCGUCAUUUGCCUAGUAAGCAAAACUGUCUAGAGGGAUACCUGCAUCAUCAUAUUUUGAGGCCACUGACCAAAUUUGAUUUGUUGGAAAUGAGAUUGAGUUGGCUCUGUAACCGGAGCUGUAACUGCUGAAUGUGAUCCUAAAGGCAUGAAACCAACCACAAGAUAAAUACACCAUUUUCUCCAGUCUCUAUCCAUCAAACAUGUUUUAUUUAGUCACGCUUGAUGAAGCGAUUCUGUUUCUAGAGCAUCUAGUUUUUUUUUUUGGCUCAAUUUUCAGAUCCUUUUGUCAGGUAGAGAUGAUAUCAAUUAGCAAAUAAUCUGCAGAGUUGAUGAAAGAUUGUCUGCUCUCUGUGCUUCAGGUAUAACCACAGUGCUCACAAUGUCCACCAUCAUCACUGGAGUGAACGCCUCCAUGCCCAGAGUCUCCUACAUCAAAGCUGUGGACAUCUACCUCUGGGUCAGUUUCGUCUUCGUCUUUCUGUCUGUGCUUGAGUACGCUGCCGUCAACUAUCUAACGACGAUGAGAGACGGGAAAGACCGCCGGCUACGCGAGAAAGCCAGGGAGCAGGUACAGAGAUCUUUUCAGAUGCUCAAUACUCAAUGGUGUUUUUGACUUCUUAUUCACUUCUUAUUUUGACUUCCUCUCAUACAGUCCCAGACACUUCCCUGCACUUGUGGGAUGUCCCACGCCAGGACCAUGAUGCUGGAUGGGACGUACAGCGAGGCAGACGCAAACAGCCUGGCUGGAUACACGAGGGCCUCCAUGGCAGCUGAGGAUGCGUCAGAAAAACAGGAGCGAAUGGUGGUGCAUCUCUCCCUGGACAAUGAGCCCACAGGGAACAAGCAGAAGAAAGGCAUCCGCGGCUUCAGGAUCAUCCAGAACACUCAUGCCAUCGACACUUAUUCUCGCAUGAUCUUCCCCGGAUCCUAUAUCCUUUUUAACCUGAUCUAUUGGUGCGUGUACUGCUGAGCCUAUGCCGUUGGGCUAAAACUGAAGCAGCCUGCAAGACUGGCUGCAAGGGAUAAUCAUAAACUACUGAGUGUGAAUAUCUCAAAGGUCACUGCUGGGUUGGGCCACUUCUGUUCCUUUUCAUCAUCAAAUCACAAGCUCACAUUUUCUCCAAAACUACUCAACAAACUUUUAGGGCUGGUUGCACAGGUUUUAAUCUUACACCAUUCAAAAGCCAGUAAAGAAAAGACUCACGGACUUGGCCUACAGCAAGCUUAUCACCGCUGACUCUACAACUCUGCAUUUGAUCAUAGACCGGAGAGUCCAGAGGGAGCCAUAGCCGCCGUGUCCUUCCCUGGUUUACGGACUUCUACUUCGGGGCCUUGAGUUUGGACAGUUUGCCAUCCACACCUUGCUUACUGGCAGCUGGCAACUAUACAUGGACAAGAGGGUGGAGCUGGAGAGGAUAGUAACUACAGAGUUAUCGACUAUCAUCAGCUUGGUUGGUUUAUUAAGGUGUCCAUCCACUCUUUCCUUUUGGGAAGGUUACAUGGCAGCAGAACCCAAACAUCGCUCUCUUCAGCAAUAUUUUCUUGCACUUAAUGAGGGAUCCUGGGGCACUCUCAGGCCAGAUGGGACAUGAUUCCUCCAUCAAGCAUUGAUCUUGUUGGUUGUUCCUGUUGUACCUCCAAAGGAAGACAUUCAGUUAACAUCCUCAGAUGCCAGAACCUCCUUCACCAGCUUCUUUCGAGUAACACCUCCAAUCCAAGCUCUCUCGGGAGGUGAUACCCAGCUAAUGAGAGUAACAUCGGUCUUUAUUUUGGCGAGUUUGAACCAGGUUUAUCAACAUGCACUGACCUGUCACUGUCUUUACCAACAGCAAACACUGCCCAUGACAUUCAGAGGUGGUCGUAGUGGUCCCUAAAACACCCCAAGUACGCUGUGCUUUCCAUAUGUUGUUCUACUGAAGGGAUGAGCUGUCAGUCAGUUGCAGAGAAUAACUCACAAGUCUGAAGCAAAGAAAACUUGGAGGUCAUUGGCUGUUGUCGGAUGAUAAUUAUAUCUAUUGAGUUCAUUAUGAAUAUUUUAGGACUUCUGGAACAGCAAGAUACCAUAUCUCUGUCAAGACUUCCUCUUUGGUAGAAAUCCUUUGCGUCUUUAUGUACCAUCUUUCUGGGAAAAUACCAAAAUUCAAUGUAAUAUCUCUAUCUGGUAAAAGUGGUGUACACGUCAAAGUUCUUAAAAGUAUUUUGUGCAUAAAAUUGAGGAGUAUUUAAGAGUAGCCGGGUAUUUAAAGAAUAUUGUCGUCAGACUAUGGCCAAUGUUUUCUAGGUUUGCAGUUCAACAUAUUAUUUACUCCAACUUUUGCUUUUCAUGCAGAGUUAAAAGCUCACUCAAAUUACCAAGAUUGAUUAAGUAACCAGAUUGCCUCUGAAAAGGCUGUCCUGUGAAGACAGCGUCGGUAUUUUAAUGCCAAUUAUGACCAUGGAAAUUUAAAUAGAGAAGAUACAACAGCAUAGUAAAAGAUGCAAACUUGUUUUGUUGUUAUCUUGGCAAACACAAAGCAAAAUAAGCUUCAUUUCUGGUAUUAAACACGUGCUCAUCCAAUUCCUUAUAGAUCUCUUUAUGGUUUCGAUCAAAUCCCGAGAGGCAAGCUUUUUUAUUCCACUUUCUACACCAGCUAUUUGCCAAUUUUUUAUCCCUGAAUUUGGAUCCUGGCAUGGCUAAUAUAUGGGGGGAAAAAAUACCUGCUCAAGUUUUCAGACUGUCAUAAAAGCCUCACCAACUACAGAACUCACAUGCCUAUCCACGGUUGGGGCUGUCAGCACUGAGCUGUAGUGAAAAGCUUGUGCAACCAACCCUUUUCCAGACUUCCUUAAAUAACCCUCUCCUCUGAAGCGCUCCAUCUUCCUGAUCAGACUGUCACAAAAAGACCAGCAUAUCAUUUGGCUGUCAUUGCCUCUGUAACCUUUGCCGCUUUGGAUGUGAAUGUGUCCAGAGCAGAUGGCUAAUGAGGCAGCGAGUGAGCUAAAUACCGGGCUUACUUCCAUUGACAGCCCUCAGAAUAAAGAAGUGACAACAUUUCCAUUAGAGGGACUGUAAAUGCUGCUGCCGUUCGUUAUCUUCAUGGACUAUUCUUGGAAUUAACCAGAUUGGAGGAACCCAUAAAGCAACAACUGAACAGGAUUUUAUGGGUUUUAAAGCAGCAAACACCGCUAUUACAGGACUGACUUCUCAUCUACCGUAUUUAUGGACUUAUGGGCUUGUUUCAAUCACUGGAUCCUUUCAGUUAUCAUGAAUUAUUCAUUUAUGGGGCAGCAAUCUAUCCAUGUGCCAUUAUACCUUAAGUUGGCAGAGAAGCACGACACAGGGCUUGUACAGAUCUGCUUGUUGCAUGCUGCAGACGUGCAAUAAUCUAUCUUUCUAGUUGUAUAUUUAAUAGAAAGGACUUUAAAAAAAUGGAAAGCUUUAUCAGUGAUGUAACCGCCUUAAGUGAACAUUUUUUUAUACUCCAACAUGGUUUAAUGGCUGUACUUGUAUUGUUUGUUCUUUUUCUGUGUGAGAACAAAGACUGACUACAUAGUUUUCUAAGCUGUGUUUCAUCCAGCUUACCGUUUAAUCAUGUCAGGAAGAAGUUAGCACAAACCUAUUCCAAGGCUGGACACGCUGUGAUAAGAAGCUCACUCCAAGGUUCUGGUUUAUGAAUCAGUAUUUCAAAGACAGAUUCUAUAUAAAGGAUAUAAACUUUUUAAAUAUAUAUAUAUAUAAAUAUGCAUAUAUACGGGGGAAAGAGUUCACUUUAGGAGACAGAUUUUAUCUGUAACAUUUAUGUGUAUACUGGAUGUGCAGCUGGACUCAGAGGAUGAUUAGCCUCGGAUAAAGUCGUGACGGUGGGGGAGACAGCAAGUCUAACGCUAUGAGGAGUUGGGGUGUUACAAUCUAAUCCCACUCGCUUGUUGGAAGGGAUAUUGAUUAAGGGUCAAACACACUGUAACACCAAGUUAGACACCCCUUCGAGAGAUGAAUGUUGCCGACCGCUUGCUUCUCUAGUUAUACCAAAUUUAGUAACGACCGCAGAUAGCAAUACAUAGAUACCUCAACAAAACGCCACGCUUUAGCCGCAAAUAAUGCUCAGAACAGCACCUAACUUCAUCAACAGUAUAUAUAGGGUCCUAGUCACAGCACUAGCCACCAAACAUCUUUUUAGCUUUGCCUAAUUUCUUGAGCAAAGAGACUAAACACAACUCACCUACUCUCUUCCAGCAGCCGCUUGUUUGUAGCAAGACCUCAGACUAGUCCAUUAUCGACUGCAGUGGGGUGAUGCAGCUCAAGGAAGAACAUUUAUGAUCAUUUCUUCAUGGAAAUGCAAUCAGACCAAGACUCUAAGGCAAAAGAACUACCACAUCUGCAGUGCAAAAUGAUUAAUAUGAUGAUUAUUAUUUCAAGGAAAUGAUAAAGUAAUGAUCAUAAAUGUUCUUCCUUGAGCUGCGUCACCCCGCAGCAGUCCAUAGUAGACUGGCCUGAGGUCUCGCUACAAACAAGUGGCUGCUGGAAGGGAGUGGGUGAGUUGUGUUUAGUCUUUUUGCUAAAGAAAUUAGGCAAAUAAAUUAAAAAGAUGUUUUGGUUGUUAUGAUGUUUUGGCGAUUUGGUUGAGGUUUGUUUAUGGCUCCUCAGACCGCUGUGUAUUGCUAUCGUGUUACUAAAGUUGGUAUAACCAGAAAAAAAAAGCGGUCUGCAACAUUCAUCUCUCGAGGGGGUGUCUAGCUCGGUGUUACGGUGUGUUUGACCCUAAAUUAAAUUUACGCUGGAAUAUUCCUUUAAGUCGUCUCCAGGGUUUCUGUUGUCUGCUCUGUGUGAGUGGUGGUCAUGCACAGCCUUGCCUUUGUAACGCAACUUGCAAUAAACAAAGUUAAUACAACUGAGGCACACUACAAAAGUGAAGACCACUUUCAUCCAAGAGGAUCAUCAUCAGUUAUUAUCAGCUCAAUUUGGCGGUAUGGCUCUGCUCCCUGCUCUUCCACUUGCCCACGUGGAAUGCCAAAGUGUGUUUCAUGUGCAUGCGUGAAAAGCCAAGGCGGGGAGGAUCAGCUAAUGGACUCUGUGCUGUGCUUGACUUUGUGGAUGCAGUUUGGUUAUUUAAGGCGCCAAAAGGCUUUCCAUUUCUAUUCAACUUAAUUCUUUCAGCGGGAUUUUAUGUUCAUGAGCCAUUUGUGUGUUCACAGGGAGGUCACUUCAAUCACUUUGAACCCAGAGCUAUUGCAGGAAAGUGUAAUGUCUGUGGUUUGACUCUCUGAGGCUAUUUUUGUCCAUAAAUCCAGCCAGAUUUGUGGAACAAGAAGGCUUUUCCUAAUGUGAUCGGGAGCAACAAGCUUUCUGAAAAAUCUGAGGUGGUUUUAGGCUAGGCUAGUUGUGUUCCCCUGCUAACGUCCCAGCUGCACAGAUGUGAGAAUGAACACUGCAAAAUGUCAAAUCCUGGUACAGAGGAAAGUGAGGGUAUUUUUUUUUUGUUUUUUUUGUUUUUCCAGUGAGGUUGUAUAGAGUGGUUUCUAGUAGUGAGUACAGGAGAUCCUGGUUAACUUGGCCCAAACACGAGGGCAGAUGUUUCCCUGCUCCAACACACCUGAUUCAAAUGAUCAGCUCGUUAUUAAGCCAUUCCAGAGCUUGAUAACGAGCUGAUCAUUUGAAUCAGGUGUGUUGGAGCAGGGAAACGUCCAAAACAUGCAGAAGGGGGGGCUCGAGGACUGGACUUGAGAACCACUUGCACUAGUGUAUGACCAUAGACUGUAUAUACUAUGGACAACUUGGUUCUGCCUUUCGCCAGUAUAUGGAUCUGAAGCCAAAAAGCUCUCAGUAUUUCCAGGAUUUUUCUUCAUUUCCUGAAACCAGCAUUGCACAGUAGCAUUGUAGGUAUUGGGCGGGAGAGUCACCGAGAAUCGCUGUAAUGACACUCGGCUCAAACAGCGUAUCCCCCGUGUGAGCUACGCAAUCUGUGUACACCCAUAGGCUGUAUCAAGUGUCAAUCACAGAAAACAUGAACCCCUUAAUAACUUUUAAAAACGGAGCUGCACAGAAAAAAGAGGACUUGAACACAAACCAGUCUUACAAUAACUACAUGUCAACAUCGCAACCAGGGGGAGAAAAAUUUAUAUUCUGUGUAGUAGAUUUCUAAAGUUUGUCCACAGCUCCGUAGGGAUUGCUGGAGGGGGCGGGAUUUAUAACCUAUACUGCAGCCCAUCACCAGAGGGUGCUGUCCAUUCUAUAUACAGUCUAUGGGAAUGACCCACUGCAGACUGAAUCAACUCUACCCUAUAAUUUAGCUAAGUUUUGAUUUCAGUUUGAUAUCACCGUAUGCCUAAGAUUAUUUAGCUGAUUUAGUCAUGACUGUAGAGUUUGUUGUUCCAGCUCAGUCUUCCCCUCAGCAGCUAACAGCGUAUUUCGAUAAGGUAAACAUAUCCUGUGGACUGUAGGUUGUGUUAUUACGCGUUGGGUGAACUCUGGAUGAUGCAGACUGCGGUUGUACGUGAGCUUUGGCAGAGAAGGUUUCUCCUUCCCUCUUCCAGCCUGAUGAGUUUCAUUAUUCCUCUGUAAACUCUGCUUCAUAAAGGUGUCUACAGUUAAUGCGACAUGUCAUUGUCACAGUCAGAAUCACUCAUUUUUCAGUUUGGUGGUAUUCUUUAUCUUUUUUCAAGCCCGCAGACUUAAACAGUCGAUUACUGUGCUGCAGGAGAAAGUGCAUUUUAGUGUUUUGCAUAAAAAUAGUGCAAAAAUAAAUGAGCUCUCUGGAAGAAAAUAGCUGAAAACUUUUUAAAUAGAUUGCACUCUUAAACCACUCUAAGUGUUUGGGUAUCAGUUUUUAAAAUUCUGGUUGAGUUAACCUCGUCUGCAGAGGUUAAUAGCCUAGCUCCAGUUCUCCAGCCAGUUUCUCCCAAAAGGUACGGAGCUGACCAGCAUCUCCUGUGGGUGAUAUACUUAGUAUCGACAAGUACCUCACACAACCCCACUUCAAAAAAAAAAAAAACACACUAUCCCUCUGACUGUGAUCUCUUCAGCCACCGUUAAUUGGCUGUAGCUACUCUGCAGCAAUUAUUUUCCAAGACUCCUUCUGAUUUGUUUGAUAUUGUCGUCGCACAUCAUUUUAAGAUGAAACAGAAAACAGUUUCUCUGUACAAGAAACGAGACGAGAAAGACGUUCAGAUCUGUCAGCUUCCAAUCAAACGUCACUUCUACCUUCAACUCCCGCAAAAUGUUCAGAAUGUAACGCUUUUCAGAGCACAUUUCAUAAAUAAAGUCUUUCUUUCACA